AUGGGAGACAAUCCAUACGCAUGUAAAAUUAGACAAUUUUUCCAAGGUAAUACAGCAAAUGGCAAUGUAAAUCAUCAAAUGACGACCAUGUCGUCAAGCAACAUCAGCAACAGCACUACUACAAAUGAACAACAGCAACAAAUAUUACCAGAAACAACAACAUUGCAAAUCAAUAUGGGAACCGAAUGCAAGACUCUCAAUGUACCAAAGUCGACUUGUUACAAAGAGUUGUCAAAUUGCAUCAAAGAGACAUUUGGAUUAAACUCCAAAUCGGUUCUAAACAUCAAAUGUGAGAAUCAAGAAGGUGACAUGUUUAACGUAGCAUCUGAUUGUCAUCUCAAAAAAGCAUAUAGAAAGAAUCAAGAAGAACUUAGAUUAGUUGUAAAAGAGAUUACACCACACCAAGCAUGCAAGAAUUCAUUAUUUUCAUUCUUUGGAUUCAAUUGUCCUGAUACCAAUAAUAAUAAUAAUAAUAAUCAUAAUAAUAAUACUAUACCUACUAUACAUAAUAAUAAUAAUAAUAAUAAUACUAACAUAACCACUACCACCACUGCUAAUACUCCUUCAACCAGUACUAGUAAUAUUAAUAAUAAUAAUAAUUCAACACCGAUAUCCAUCGCACCAACAACAACACCUUCACAUAUCGGCGGUGGUGGUGGUGGAGCCAGUUUAUUAACCGGUGCACUUUUAGGCUACAACAAUCAUCAUCAUACCAAUAACCAUCAUCAUUCAACGGCGGUAGAGGUUGGAUCCAGUUUUGUUUCGAUGCAAUCGAAUCUGGCUGCACCAACCAUCGUCCAAGAUGCACCCAAUUUUUUUAAAUCCAAUAGUAAUGAUCAAUCGUCUGUAAUGCUUGAUUCUCAUCUACAACCACUUCACAACAAUAAUCAUCACAAUAACAAUCAUAAUAAUCAUAAUAAUAGCCAUCAUAUACAACAUAACAAUCAUGGUCACUUGAACCAUUUCCAUCAUCAUAAUAGUGGUGGUUAUCAUCUUGGUGUUCACCAUAAUAGUUUGACACAUGUUUCACCAAUGUUUAGAGGGUCAUCCAUUUCACAUACUCCUCUUUUACAACAACAAAAAUCAAUGUCUGGUUUAUCAUCCACUUUUUCUUCACUUUCACUUCAACAACAACAACAAAAUCAAAAUCAACAACCAACAACAAAGUCACAACCACAACAAACCAUUGCAACAUCACCAUCAAUGUCAAUACCAACCAAUAUUCCAACUCCACAAAAGAGAAACUCGCCAAACAAUCUAAUGUCUUCACCCAUCAGUUCGGGAGUCAAGUUGAAGGAACUUUUAAAGCAAAACCAACAUAAUAAUCAUUUGGGUGGUUAUGGUUCAUUGGUGUCUCCAUCACAACCAACACAGCCAACUCUUUCAUCAACUGUCAUUUCUUCACAAACUGUAGUGGCUCCAAACACUACCGCUACCACCACACCAGUAUCUCCAACGAUCCAGUCGAUUAAAGACCAAGAUAAAACUCAAAUCAAUAGAAACCAAUCAUUUGAGUUUUUGGCAGACGAGGACAACGAGUCGACUUCGUCCGUCUCGUCGUAUUCGCCUUCACUUGACAAGUCAACUGAUUCGGUCAAGAGUGUCGUUGAUGUCGUCGCAUCAUCAGAACCAGCCAUUCCAAAGUUGCCAAACGCAAUGUGUCCACUCAUGCAAAAGUUGACUUCUAGUGCCGACGCUAACCCCGCACAGUCCAAAGAGGUGAUGGAGUUUAUCAUGCAGAUCAAAAAGAAUUUCGAAGGGUUGCGUCUAACCAACGAUUUCCGUGAGAAGCGUGAGAUCAAGGGACGAAUCUGUGAGAUGAUCCAAACUGCCCGAGUCACAAUGCCAUGGAUCCUCAACAUCUUCCCACAGUUGUCUCAGUUUGCCUCGGAUACAUGUCAAGUGUCGGAUGUGCCCGUGCCACCCAACACACCACCUCCCUCUCCAACUGCCCAGUCUCCACUGGUCGAUCGUGCCAAGAUUGCUGAGCAACAGGCCUGUAUCUACCGUGUGUCGGCUGAAGUCCCCCUCGCACAACUUCAUUCACAUUUGCAGUUACAGUCCAAGCUCGAGUCGAUGGUUUGUGGUGGUGAAAAGUACCAACAACAAAUCAACACAUUUAAACAACACCAAAGUGAAAUGCAAGACAACAAUAAUAAUCAUCACAAUAAUAAUAAUAAUAGUAAUGGCGUAACGACACACAAGAUGCAAAUGGAUUCAUCAAAGUGUAUGAUGAAGAAUUUAAAGUUUGAAGGUCCAACCGUCCACAGAGGCACCACCUGUACAGUAUGCACACAAUCACCUAUUAUUGGCACAUUCUACUAUUGCUCUGUGUGCACGGGAUUCACAUUUUGUGAUUCUUGUCGUGCCCAACAAUCUAUCCACGAAUGUCCAAAGGCAAAUCAAUCCACUAUCGACCAAUCCAACAAUAUUCACCACCCACUCCACCGAAUCAUUGCAGUUACCAAAGCAAUGAAAUCAUGCAAUCUUACCUCUUCUCAACAACAACAACAAUUACCACAACAACAAACACAACUUCAACAACAACAUUCCACUUCAUCCUCAUCCUCUCUUUCACUUGUAAAUAACUCACCAAAACGUGGUUGUCCAUACAACCGUAAAAAGUUUAAAUGCACAUUUAAUGUAAAGUUUGUGGCCGAUGUCACGUUGCCAUUUGGAUUGGCGACCGAACCCGGACAACAACUCAUCAAGACAUGGCGACUACACAACGUUGGCUCGCAACUCCCCAAGGACUGUCUAUUGGUGCGUGUUUGUGGAAACACCAAGCUCGCCCAAAAGAUAUCCGUCCCAGUUCCAGCAGCACCAGCCGGCCAAACAUUUACAGUGUCGGUUCCCAUCGCCAUCCCCAUUAUCCCUUCAUCCUAUAGCGAAUUGAUUGUCGGUGAAUAUUGGCGUCUAUGUACAGGUGACGGUUUCUAUUUUGGUGAUCAAUUUUGGAUAAGUCUAGUCAUCAAAAAUACCCAACACAAUAAUAAUAACAAUAAUAGUAAUAACAACACGAAAAAUACCGAAAAUUUUAACGACAAGGAAAUGAGUGAUGUAUCAAUGGUUUGUGAUGGUCAAUCUUAA
Cavenderia fasciculata is the source of this 3090-nucleotide messenger RNA. RefSeq lists its product as uncharacterized. The transcript is spliced from 3 exons. The record is from RefSeq and is a predicted model, not a curated record. Lineage: Eukaryota; Evosea; Eumycetozoa; Acytosteliales; Cavenderiaceae. Bases 1 to 3090 code for a protein of 1029 amino acids.